AUGGAUAUUUCCGGAAAUGCUCUAGUCAUUGGCGGUGGUGGCAUUGGCAGGGCCUGCGCCAUACUGCUUGCGAGAGAAGGUGCUUCUGGCGUUAUGAUCGGCGACCUAGACCUAGAAGCAGCAAGAAAGGUGGUAGAUGAAUGUUUUGCCGUGGCCACCAACAGCGGGUUCCGCGCCGAGUCUGCCCAGGUCGAUGUCAGCAAGGAGGACUCGGUCAGCAACAUUUUUGAUCGCAUGGUCGACGUUUUCGGCCGGGUGGAUUACUCCGUCAACUGCGCCGGUGUCGGCGCGGAAAGGCCUAGAGACAUUUCGUCGCUGCCACUGUCGGAGUUUCAGCGCUUUGUCGACGUCAACCUCACGGGCGCGUUCCUGGUCAUGCGCCAGGCGUCCGUGGCUAUGCGCGCACAGGUUCCCCGACCUGUCUCGCCGUCGGGUGCCUUUCCCAAUCGGGGUACGAUCCGCGGCGUCAUCGUCGACCUGUGCUCAGCCGCGUCCAUGGCCGCCAGUAACGGCAUCUUGCCCUACACGACCACCAAGCACGGUCAGCUCGGACUUACUAGGAACAGCGCCAUUGACAACGCCCCUUACCAGAUCCGAGUCAACUGCAUCUGCCCGUCGUGGACCGAUACCCCCAUGGUCAGGAAGGCCAAUGAAGGCAUCGAGGGCCAUGCUGACUUUGUCAACUCCAAGCUGCCUAUCGGCCGCAUCGCCAUCCCUGAAGAAGUCGCUGAUGCUGGCCUGCCUCGUGUUGUCCGCCACAUUACCACCCACAACGACGAAGGCAAGUCGAUGUUCCUACCCAUUGACGUCGGCGAUCACCAUCGCGAGUUGGUUAACAAGUCGGCCAUUGCCAACAUCCUCUACUCGACCCACGAGCAUCCCGUGAAUCUCAACGGUGAUGCCGACGUGAAGUAUGCGCGUGAAAAUGAGCCCGGCAUAACCGUCAAGAACGGCACCGUGUGUCGGCUGAUCGACUUCGCGCCGGGCACGGUGUCGCCGCUGCACCGGGUCAAGAGCAUCGACUACGCGGUCGUGAUCGAGGGCGUCUUCAAGAUGGUGCUGGACUCGGGCGAGGAGCGCGUGCUGCACCGUGGCGACGUCGCCAUCAACCGCUCCACCGCCCACCGCUGGAUCAACGUCACCGGCGGCGGCCUGCUACCCGCCCGCAUCCUCUUCGUCCUGCAGGACAUCCGGGACCUGACCAUCGCCGGCAAGAACGUCGACAAGGACCUCGGCGUGCUCGAGAAGGACUACGUGGGCCUGCCAGGCCAUGCGGGCCCGGCGCCGCUUGUUGGUGGUGGGGGGAAUGAUGAGAAGUUUGAUAGUGAAUUCUAAUGCAGUUUGGAUCUGGGGAGUUAGUAGAUAGAACG
Pseudomassariella vexata is the source of this 1370-nucleotide messenger RNA. RefSeq lists its product as uncharacterized. The transcript has 6 exons. The record is from RefSeq and is a predicted model, not a curated record. The coding region runs from base 1 to 1335 and encodes 444 amino acids. NCBI's taxonomy places the organism in Eukaryota, Fungi, Ascomycota, Sordariomycetes, Amphisphaeriales, Pseudomassariaceae.